Molecule: messenger RNA, 1779 nt
Organism: Saxophila tyrrhenica
Lineage: Eukaryota; Fungi; Ascomycota; Dothideomycetes; Mycosphaerellales; Extremaceae
Gene: NOP12
Product: Nucleolar protein 12
Exons: 2
Coding region: 1-1779 (592 amino acids)
Biological process (GO): maturation of LSU-rRNA from tricistronic rRNA transcript (SSU-rRNA, 5.8S rRNA, LSU-rRNA)
Cellular component (GO): nucleolus
Molecular function (GO): rRNA binding
Source: RefSeq, a predicted model, not a curated record
AUGUCGAGGUCAAAGGAGGAAAAGGUGUUGAAAGACGGCGUCGAGAAGAAGCCCAAGAAGGAGACGAAGAAGGAAAAGGGCGAGAAGAAGGACAGGAGGGAGAAGAAGGAUAAGAAGGACAAGAAGUCGAAGGCCAUAGAGAAGGCAUCUAAGAAGACUGGCUUCUCAUUGCUGGCAGAUGAUAAAGUCGCGGAUCCUUCACUGUCGUCGCUGUUCGCAGCAAAGCCGACACCACCGCAACGAAAUACUGUCCAGGCCCAAGUCCAACAGUCUGACGAUGAGGAGGCAGACGAGGAUGGUGCAGACGCAAAUGCACUGGAGCAGGAUGCGCUCUCUGAUGUGGGCGAGGCCGUCGAUGGCGAGGACGAAGUACCAAGCCUGGACGAUGCAGCGACCAAACGCCGGAGGAAGCGCAAGCAUGAUGAAGACGAUGUUGAAGGCGCAUACAUGCGCCGACUAGCACGUGAAGAGGCAAAGGAUGCAGAAGUUAAGAAGGCUGAGCGUGCGACGAAACGACGGAAAGCCAACGGCGAUACGGAACAAUCUACUCUAGGGAAUGGGGUUGAUUCGGACAAGGAAGGUUCUGAAGAAGAUGCGAUCGGGUCUAACGAUGACAUUGUGGACGAGGACGACGAUGAAGACGCCGCAAUGUCACCACCGCCGAAACACGAAACCCAAGAAGGACCUUCAGACGAAAUAUCCAAGGCCAACCGCACCGUCUUCCUUGGAAACGUCUCUACCGCCGCCAUCUCCUCCAAUUCGUCUCGAAAAGCUCUGAAAAUCCACCUAUCUUCCUUCUUCGAGACCGUUCCUGCUCCUAAAGAUGGCGAGCCAAAACACGCAAUCGAAUCUAUCCGCUUCCGCAGCACUCCAUACGCUUCCGCCAUCCCCAAGAAAGCAGCAUAUGCCACCAAACAGCUCAUGGCCGCCACCGCCAAAUCCACCAAUGCCUAUGCGAUAUACUCCUCCGAAUCACUGACCCGCGCAGCCGUCAGAAAGCUCAAUGGAUCUAUCGUUCUCGGCCGCCAUCUUCGCGUUGACUCAGUCGCCCACCCGUCUAAGACCGACCACCGCCGCUGCGUCUUCAUUGGCAAUCUGGGCUUCGUGGACGAUGAAACCAACAUUCAAGCCGCAAAUGCCGAAGCAGGCCACGAGAACCGCAAGCCAUCCAAGCAGCCCGCAGACGUCGAAGAAGGUCUAUGGCGCACUUUCGGCAAGUGUGGGACUGUCGAGAGCGUGCGCGUCGUUCGUGACAGCACCACUCGCGUUGGCAAGGGCUUCGCGUACGUUCAGUUCGAAGACGAGAAUGGGGUGGAAGCAGCUCUGCGCUUGAACGAGCAGAAGUUCCCGCCCAUGCUGCCCCGGAAGCUUCGGGUAACCCGAGCGAAGGCGCAGAAGCGGAAUGCGAAACCAGGGUCUGAUCGGCCUUCUUCGCGGCCUUCAACAGGGACGGGGUAUCAGCGGAAGAUCACAGGCGAGGAGGCGUCCAAGAUCGGGAGGACGGGAAAGUUGUUUGGGCGGGCAGCGGCUGCGAACGUGAGGAGGGGGAGUCAGAGGGGUGGCGGGAAGCAGAGGACGGGUGCGAAUGAGACUGCGUUAGGGAAUCGCGGUGAGGCGAAGUUGGGUGAGGGCAUCAGGAAGCCGGAGAGCUUUGUGUUUGAGGGACAUAGGGCAACGAGUGGUGGUGGUAAGGCGGGACUUAAGCUUGGAGGAAGGAAAAAGAAGCCCGGGGUCACGGGGAGGAGCAAGGCUUUCAAGUCGAAGGGGAAGGGUAAGUGA